GAAGGGUCAGUGUUUAAGUCUAAGAUGUAGACAUCCCCGCAUCAGCAUGGCCACCAGUCGAAGGCCCCCAGCGUAUGCCAGCUUUGUGGCGGCUGGUGUGGCGGCCACAGCAGAGUUGAUGGUGAUGCAGCCCUUAGAUGUGGUGAAGACACGAAUGCACUUGCAGGGGGAUGGCAUCAAGAGCGGAGAUAAUUUCCAGGGCACGCUUGCAGCAAUGCGCGGCAUCCGUCAGGCUGAAGGCAUGGCAGGUCUUUGGCGCGGCUUCGUGCCUGGACUCUGUGUGGUGAUUCCUCGGAGGGGCUUCAAGUUUGUCUUUUAUGAUGCUUUCAUCAAAUUGCUUUGGAAAGGGGAGAAGCAGAAGGCCCCCUUUCAGCACAGCUUGGUGGCCGGUGGUCUGGCUGGAGCCUCUGAGGCCUGCAUCAUCACGCCCUUGGAAUGUCUGAAGAUUGGGAUGCAAAGUGAGAAGGCAGCUGGCUCUUCAGCCACGGGGAUGGCCAGUUUUGCCCGAGCCAUGGUCAGAAGUGGCGGUGUGGGCUCGUUGUACGCCGGUUUGGGCGCCACCGUGGCCAAGCACACGGCUCACUCCUGCUUUUACUUUGCAGCCUUCCACGAAACCAAGAAGUUUGCCCCGAAGGGCACUUCGCGAUUUCAGCAGAUUUGCUGGGACCUGCUCUCGGGCUUUGUUGCGGGCUGUGCAGCGGCAACAGCCAACAACCCCUUUGAUGUGGUGAAAACCCGGCAGCAGGUGGUUGCUGCCAGUGCCUUGUCGAGCCAUGCUGCUGGGCAGGCGCGGCCUUCAAAACCCGGGCGUUUUUUCAAGUCGCUGAAGCUGAGACGUCAUGCGCAUGAUUAUCGGUGUGCUGGAGUGUCCUCAACAAUGGUUGUUCGUUGGUCCCCUUUUCAGAAGGUCCAACCACUUGAAGGGCACCAUGCGAAGGGAAUUUGCCUGCGGCCCCACUUCCGUGGCUUCGGUGGCCAUGGAGCUGGUCCGGCGUGAUGGGUGGGCUGGGCUCUACAAGGGCUACAUUGCCAAGGUGGCCCGACUGGGACCUGGAUCAGCCUUGAUCUUCUGCACUUACGAGCAGGUGAUGAGCCUCUUUCAUUGAGCGUCGUUUUCUGAAAAA
Cladocopium goreaui is the source of this 1124-nucleotide messenger RNA. The record is from the annotation of a GenBank genome assembly. Lineage: Eukaryota; Dinophyceae; Suessiales; Symbiodiniaceae.